AUGACAAGAGUGGGUGUCGCAGCUGAGAAUGAAUCGCCGUCAGAAUCCUCGUAUAGCGAAAAUGACGAGAAGCUUCAAAUGGACUGGUAUCCGUUUACGAAUGAAGAAAAGCAAAUCUUACUCGAUUCAUGGAAAUAUCUCGAACCGUUGAAGCAAUCUAUAGGAUGUGACAUAUACGAGAUGAUUUUUAAUCAGUGCCCAGAGGCGCGGAAAUUAUUUCCAAAAAUGAAAUUUGUUCACUCGAAACCGGACAAGAAAAGCUGUGAAUUUGCUUUUCAGGCUCUUCGAUUCAUACAGGUUAUAGAAGGGGCCGUGAUGUCAAUGGAUAAUUUAUCAGCAUUAGAUCCAAUUUUGGACAAUCUAGGAAGACGACAUGGUAAACUGGAAGUGAACGGAAAGUUCCGAACGUACUAUUGGUCCACGUUUUUGGAAUGCUCCAUAUGCAUUUUUCGAAAAACCCUAACGAACUGUCGUAAAUAUCCUGAAAAGGAUAUUGAUAAGGCAAUCAUUUUGUGGAGAUAUUUGCUGCGGGACGUUAUGAAGAAGAUCAAGAUUGGUUAUAACGCAGAUAUCAGUAAUCGCAUGAACGCUUUGUCUCUGGAUGAUCGCAGUUAUACGUUAACGUCAAAUCGUAAGGAGUCCUACCCAUCAGAUUCAAAUAGGACGAACGACUUUGAUGACAUCUUGUGA
Molecule: messenger RNA, 690 nt
Organism: Cylicocyclus nassatus
Lineage: Eukaryota; Metazoa; Nematoda; Chromadorea; Rhabditida; Strongylidae
Source: the annotation of a GenBank genome assembly